Molecule: messenger RNA, 864 nt
Organism: Acaulospora colombiana
Lineage: Eukaryota; Fungi; Glomeromycota; Glomeromycetes; Diversisporales; Acaulosporaceae
Source: the annotation of a GenBank genome assembly
UCAAUUAUUCGGAAUACCUGAAGAUGAAGAAUUGGAACAAGAGAUUAUGGACGAAAAUGGUGGGAGUUUGCCCGAAGAAAUAGCUAAUCUCAAAAAGGAAACACAAGAGCUCAAAUAUAUAAGAGAAUCAAUGGGCUCGCAAGAUUAUCCUCGAAUAGUUUUUCAAAAGGUAUUUACAAAAGAUAUUAAUCGGUUGCUAAUGAUGGAAGAUAUGUGGAAAACACGGAAGCCACCAGAACCCCUUGUUUAUGAGGAUAUAGAAAAACUCAGAAACGAAAUCGAAGCUCAGUCAAAUUCUGGUGAUGAUAUUCACACAUUGAAAGAUCAAAUACUAUGGAGUCUUACAGAGAAUUUCACCGUCUUUCUAGAUAGCAUCCGAAGAUUGAGUGCGCGUUUAUUAAAUGAAAAGAAAACUAAUCCCAACGCUUCACUUACAUUUGACAAAGAUGACACUGAUGCCUUAGACUUUGUGACUGCAACGUCAAAUUUACGUGCAAGGGUGUUUGGAAUCGAGGAAAAAACAAAAUUUCAAGUGAAAGCGAUGGCCGGAAACAUUAUCCCCGCAAUUGCAACGACAAAUGCUAUUGUUGCCGGGCUGAUCGUAAUGCAAGCUUUUAAAAUCUUAAAUGGAAAGACGCAUGAAUGCCAGACUGUAUAUUGUGCACCUGAAAGGCGACCAUUGCCCAUUUUAUCAGAAUCUUUGAUGAAGCCUAAUCCUGAAUGUUCAAUCUGUCAGAACACGCACGUUACCUUGAAAGUAAACACAAAGAAGGUAACUUUACGAGAUUUUCUUGAGAAAGUUGUACAAAGUCAAGACGAAGGUGGAAUGGAUAUCGAUGAAGCAUUAGUUGAAGAGGGUGGAAG